AAAUAGAAAAUUUUUGUUUUUUUACCAUUACUUUUGUUAUAAAAUUAAUAUAAAUUACUAGUAAAUGAUUAAACUGCAUAACAGAGAUUUAAGCCACUAAAUAGAAAAUGUGUAUCCGUUGAAUUAAGCCCAACAAACUAUGAUGGAAACUUUAGCAUUAAGCUCCACAGACAACCAAAACAAUCAAACGCUCCACGUAGCAGCAGCUGGAGUUCUAGACAGCCACCAUCAUUCGCCGGUAGAAGAGGAGCAAAUGAUGAAUCUCAGUGAUAUGACAGAUUUGUCACAGGAAAUACAAGAAGACAUGGUGGUGACCAUGCCAGUGGCCAAAGAAAUUUUAUUGAUUUCAUUGGUCUCCCAAGAGCAGGCCCUUUACAAUCCUAAACAUGAAAACUAUAGAAAUACACACAGAAAAGAUAUGAAAUGGUUGGAAAUCUCGGAACAAUUAGGCUGGACAGAAUUACAAUGCAAGGCAAAAUGGAAGGCCAUGAGAGAUCAGUAUUGUCGUGAGUUGAAAAGAUCAAAAUUUAAUAACAAGGUCAAUGUGAAGUGGAAAUAUUUCAAGGAAUUAGAUUUUCUAAGGCCGUACGCAUUGUCCAGAAACUAUCGUCCCCGUCUUCCACCUGCCAUUAAUACCAAUAAUACUAACAACAAUAAUUCCUUUACUUGCUCUCCUGUGGCCACCACUACCAAUGGUAUUAACAAUGUGGUAACAGAUGACAACAAUUCAACACCUAAAUUUACUACCAUUAAAAUCGAGGGCAGUACCACUAUAAAUUUCGCUACUUGUGACUUCUCAUCAAACAAAUCGGAUACAUCCAAUAACCUAACAGAGGAACAACUUUCUUCGGUGUUACAGCAACAAACAGAUGAACAUAAUUGGACUUAUAUCACGGGCUCCAAUAACUCCUCCAACAAUAAUACACGUCUGGACAAUCACUCUCUGAGUGAUACACAACAUUUACUCACCACCGCCCAUCAUCAUCAUAAUCCCGAUAACCAGCAGCAUCAUCAACAGCAGACUGCAGAUGAAACCCUGUACAAUGUAUUGGUAGAUUGUAUGGGACAAAUACAAGAGCAACAACAGCAGCAGCAUCAACACCAGCAACAGGAACAAUUGUGCCAACAGCAAACGACACCAAAUAACGAGGACGAAGAUGAUGAUCCUAUUCACACGUUUCUAAAUAUUGAAAGCUAUUUCGAAAAAGAACUAAUUGGCUUGAUACGCAAUGUGGAUAUGCUGUACAACAGUUUCAAUCCCAAUUAUCGCAAUGUCAAACUUAAAAUUGAGGCCUGGGAUGAAAUUGCUCGCAAAUUGAAAAAGACCGUUAAACAGUGUCGUCUCAAGUGGAAGGCUUUAAGGGAUCAAUUUAUAAGGGAACAUAAACGUUUGAAGAAUCGUGAGAACAGUGAAAUGUUGCCGCGAUGGAAGCACUAUGAUGCCUUGAGCUUUUUGCAAAAGUUUAUAAAACAUAAAGGAAAUGAUUUUGAUGCCACCAAAAACCUUUUGCAAAUGUCCAAAACUAAACUCGAUGGCGAUAUGGAUGAUGGCAGCAGUUCACCGCUACAACAAAUGUCGGCGGUCAGCGAUGACCAGGGUAUGCAGCAACAAAACGAUCAUGGCGAUAAUUUGUGUGUUAGCACGGGCAGUGUGGGCGGUUACGAUGACAUGGACAUUGACAAUUAUAUUAUUGGUGAUAGUGGCAGUGUGGUAGACGAACACAAUGAUGGCGAAGACAAUGAGCAAGAUACCGACGAUCGUAAAUCUCAACAGGAGUUCUCAGUGUUUAGCAAUCAUAAUACCAACAUAAGCAUGGGAUCCACAGCCAUGGAGCCAACAGUACAGGCAUUUAAAGAAGAGCACCCACAGCUGCAGCAACAGCAUCAUCAAGAGCCGUCCCAGCAGCAACAUAUCAGUAUGCCCUCUUUGGAUAUAAAUGAUAAUGCGCCAAAUAAUUUAUUAAAUCCCAACAAUUUGUCCAACAACCAUCCAGUAGCCACUAAUAAUAAUAAUUCCUAUCAACAUCAAAACCCCUUAAACACUAGCAACAACAACAGCAAUAUCACUUUGGCCUCCGCGGUAACAACGUUGGAUAUUUGCUCGGGCUCUGUACAGCUGUCAGCGCCACCGAAACCACCACCCUUACACCAGCUGCCCACAACAUCAGAAGCCUCCACCAAUACCCAACCUUUGCAGGACAAUAAUAACUUCUCCAAUACCAUUAGCCAUCAUACGAAUGCCGUUACACAGGAGGAUGAUGAGGUGGGAGCAUUUUUCAAAGCUGUUGCCAUGAAAAUACGUAAUGCUAACUUAUCGCAAGUGGCCUUAACUGAUUUGGAAAUUGAUAUAUUACGUGUGAUAAACACCUCUUUGCGUAAUCAUUAAUUUAUUUCCUUUAAGUUAUACAGGUAUGUUCUGUAAUCCACGUGAUUUCAAAUCACAUGCCGUUUUAAAAUCACACGUGUGAUUUGUGCCUGUUCUGUAAAUCACACCGUUAAUGAAUUUUUCGGUGUGAUUUGAAAUUUUCGAAAGCACAAGAAAACAGCUGAUUCGUUUAUUUUAAAUGUUUUGUUUUGCAAAUAAUUUUGUAGAAAUAUUAAAGUGAAAAUAAAAAAAUGCCUGGAGCUUCUGUUAUAUCUU
Messenger RNA from Calliphora vicina (urban bluebottle blowfly), 2641 nucleotides. RefSeq names its product probable WRKY transcription factor protein 1. Lineage: Eukaryota; Metazoa; Arthropoda; Insecta; Diptera; Calliphoridae. The transcript is spliced from 5 exons. Bases 140 to 2386 code for a protein of 748 amino acids. The record is from RefSeq and is a predicted model, not a curated record.